UGAAGAUACCGUGGUUCAAUUAUUUUACGAAAAGUGUCAACGGUUUCUUGCAGAUCGUUUCGUAGAAGGGACCUGUCCUAAAUGUUGCUAUGAGGAUGCGCGAGAAGAUCAAUGCGAUUAUUGUGGCCAACUUCUUAACUCUGUAGAACUUAUAAAUCCACGAUGUAAAACAGAUAAUAGUACACCUAUUACAAGAAAAUUGAAUCACAUGUUUUUAGAUUUAUCCAAAUUACAACCAAACUCAAUCUUGGCUUAA
Molecule: messenger RNA, 256 nt
Organism: Cetraspora pellucida
Lineage: Eukaryota; Fungi; Glomeromycota; Glomeromycetes; Diversisporales; Gigasporaceae
Source: the annotation of a GenBank genome assembly